Molecule: messenger RNA, 4505 nt
Organism: Salarias fasciatus (jewelled blenny)
Lineage: Eukaryota; Metazoa; Chordata; Actinopteri; Blenniiformes; Blenniidae
Gene: cyfip1
Product: cytoplasmic FMR1 interacting protein 1
Exons: 31
Coding region: 274-4035 (1253 amino acids)
Biological process (GO): regulation of actin filament polymerization
Molecular function (GO): small GTPase binding
Source: RefSeq, a predicted model, not a curated record
CUAGCGGAGGACUCCAGCACCGCAGCCCGCAACCCAGUUUCCUGUUGAGUUUCCCUGUUUGAGGGACAGGAACUCCCAGCUCGACUUUUCUCCCCCGCCCAUGAUAAUAACGCCGAGCAGGGAAAAGAUUCCUGUGGACGGCGGCGGCGGCGGCAGGAGGGAGGAAACUCACCCACACUCCGACCAAGUUGUCCAAACUUCCCCGGGAUCCACGGACCGGCGGCGGGCUCCCUCGACAAGUCUUCCCCGCUCACCGAGCACUACUCCGGCAGCAUGGCGUCGACAGUGACUUUAGAGGAUGCCCUGUCCAACGUUGACCUGCUGGAGGAGCUGCCGCUCCCGGACCAGCAGCCCUGCAUCGAGCCCCUCCCCUCCUCGGUCAUGUAUCAGCCGAACUUCAACACCAACUUUGAGGACAGAAAUGCGUUCGUCACCGGCAUCGCCAGAUACAUUGAGCAGGCCACCGUCCACUCCAGCAUGAAUGACAUGUUGGAGGAGGGGCAGGAGUACGCCAUCAUGCUGUAUACCUGGAGAAGCUGCUCACGAGCAAUACCUCAGGUGAAAUGCAAUGAACAGCCAAACCGAGUGGAGAUCUACGAGAAGACUGUGGAGGUCCUGGAGCCAGAGGUCACCAAACUGAUGAAUUUCAUGUACUUCCAGCGCACGGCUAUUGACCGUUUCUGUGGCGAAGUGCGUCGUCUGUGUCACACGGAGCGCAGGAAGGACUUUGUGUCCGAGGCGUACCUGCUGACCCUGGGCAAGUUCAUCAACAUGUUCGCCGUGCUGGAUGAACUGAAGAACAUGAAGUGCAGCGUCAAGAACGACCACUCGGCUUACAAACGAGCUGCGCAGUUCCUCAGAAAGAUGUCUGAACCGUCCUCCAUCCAGGAGUCUCAGAACUUGUCCAUGUUCCUGGCAAACCACAACAAAAUCACACAGUCGUUGCAGCAGCAGCUUGAAGUGAUCAAUGGAUACGAAGAGCUGCUGGCGGACAUCGUCAACCUGUGUGUCGAUUACUACGAGAACAAGUUGUACCUCACUCCCAGCGAGAAACACAUGCUUCUCAAGGUCAUGGGUUUCGGCCUGUACCUCAUGGACGGAAACAGCAGCAACAUCUACAAACUGGACGCUAAGAAGAGGAUCAACCUCAGCAAGAUCGACAAGUUCUUUAAGCAACUCCAGGUGGUCCCUCUGUUUGGUGACAUGCAGAUUGAGUUGUCCCGGUACAUCAAGACGAGCGCUCACUUUGAAGAAAACAAAUCUCGGUGGACUUGCACUUCUACAUCCAGCAGCCCGCAGUACAACAUCUGUGAGCAGAUGAUUCAGAUCCGAGAGGAUCACAUGCGCUUCAUCUCCGAGCUGGCUCGUUACAGCAACAGCGAGGUGGUGACCGGGUCAGGGCGUCAAGAAGCACAGAAGACCGACUCUGAGUACAGGAAGCUGUUUGACUUGGCCCUGCAGGGCAUGCAGCUGCUCUCCCAGUGGAGCGCUCAUGUUAUGGAAGUGUAUUCCUGGAAGCUGGUUCACCCGACAGACAAGUACUCCAACAAGGAGUGUCCCGAUAAUGCGGAGGAGUAUGAGAGAGCCACCAGAUACAACUAUACCAGCGAGGAGAAGUUUGCCCUCGUAGAGGUGAUCGCCAUGAUCAAGGGCCUGCAGGUGCUGAUGGGCCGCAUGGAGAGCGUGUUCAAUCACGCCAUCCGUCACACCAUCUACUCGGCCCUGCAGGACUUUGCUCAGGUGACGCUGCGGGACCCGCUUCGGCAGGCCAUCAAGAAGAAGAAGAACGUCAUUCAGAGUGUCCUCCAGGCCAUCCGGAAGACCGUCUGCGACUGGGAGACUGGGCGGGAGCCCCACAACGACCCCGCUCUCCGCGGAGAGAAGGAUCCGAAGGGUGGCUUUGACAUCAAGGUUCCCCGUCGCGCUGUGGGUCCAUCCAGCACCCAGCUCUACAUGGUCAGGACCAUGCUGGAGUCUCUUAUUGCCGACAAGAGUGGCUCGAAGAAGACCCUGCGCAGCAGCCUUGAGGGCCCCACCAUCCUGGACAUAGAGAAGUUUCACCGCGAGUCCUUCUUUUACACGCACCUGCUGAAUUUCAGUGAGACCCUGCAGCAGUGCUGUGACCUUUCCCAGCUCUGGUUCAGGGAGUUUUUCCUGGAGCUCACCAUGGGACGCAGGAUCCAGUUCCCCAUCGAGAUGUCCAUGCCGUGGAUCCUCACUGAUCACAUCCUGGAGACCAAGGAAGCAUCGAUGAUGGAGUACGUGCUGUAUCCCCUGGAUUUAUACAACGACAGCGCGCACUACGCCCUGACCAAAUUCAAGAAGCAGUUCCUCUACGAUGAGAUAGAAGCCGAGGUCAACUUGUGCUUCGAUCAGUUUGUCUACAAGCUGGCGGACCAGAUUUUUGGCUACUACAAGAUUCUAGCUGGAAGCCUUCUGCUUGACAAACGCUUGAGAGCGGACUGUAAGAAUCUCGGGGACAACAUUCCCUGGCCUGCCUCCAACCGCUACGAGACUCUGCUGAAGCAGCGCCACGUCCAGCUCCUGGGCCGCUCCAUUGACCUGAACCGGCUCAUCACUCAGAGGGUUUCAGCCGCUCUGUACAAGUCUCUGGAGCUGGCCAUCAAUCGCUUUGAGAGCGAGGACCUCACCUCAAUCAUGGAACUGGAAGGUCUUCUCGAGAUCAACCGCAUGACACACAAGCUCCUCAGUAAGUUCUUGACCCUGGACAGCCUGGACGCCAUGUUCCGCGAGGCCAACCACAACGUGUCCGCCCCGUACGGCCGCAUCACGCUGCACGUCUUCUGGGAGCUCAACUACGACUUCCUGCCCAACUACUGCUACAACGGUUCAACCAACAGGUUUGUGCGCACCGUCCUGCCUUUCUCUCAGGAGUUCCAGAGGGAUAAACCACCCAACGCUCAACCUCAGUAUCUGUAUGGCUCUAAGACCUUGAACCUGGCCUACAGCAGCAUAUUCGGCUCCUACAGGAACUUUCUUGGCCCCCCUCACAUCAAAGUCAUGUGCAGGCUGCUGGGCUACCAAGGCAUCGCUGUGGUGAUGGAGGAGCUGCUGAAGGUCGUCAAAAGCCUGCUCCAGGGCACCAUAAUGCAGUAUGUGAAGACCCUGAUGGAGGUGAUGCCCAAGAUUUGCAGGCUUCCCCGCCACGAGUAUGGCUCCCCGGGUAUUCUGGAGUUUUUCCACCACCAGCUGAAGGACAUUGUGGAGUACGCAGAGCUGAAGACCGUGUGCUUCCAGAACCUGAGGGAGGUGGGCAACGCCCUCCUGUUCUGCCUGCUGAGUGAACAGAGCCUGUCCCAGGAAGAAGUCUGUGAUUUGCUGCAUGCUGCACCUUUCCAGAACAUUCUCCCCAGAGUCCAUGUCAAAGAGGGAGAACGUUUGGAUGCCAGGAUGAAGCGCUUGGAGGCGAAGUACACCGCGCUGCACAUGGUUCCCCUGAUCGAGCGCCUCGGCACCCCACAGCAAAUAGCCAUCGCGCGUGAGGGCGACCUGCUGACCAAAGAGAGGCUGUGCUGCGGCCUGUCCAUGUUCGAAGUCAUCCUCACUCGUGUGCGGGGCUUCUUGGAGGACCCCAUCUGGCGGGGGCCGCUGCCCAGCAAUGGCGUGAUGCACGUGGACGAGUGCGUGGAGUUCCACCGCCUCUGGAGCGCCAUGCAGUUCGUGUACUGCAUCCCCGUGGGAGCCCACGAGUUCACCGUGGAGCAGUGCUUCGGAGACGGCCUCCACUGGGCCGGCUGCAUGAUCAUCGCUCUCCUGGGCCAGCAGAGGCGCUUCGACAUCCUCGACUUCAGCUACCACCUCCUCAAGGUGCAGAAGCACGACGGCAAGGACGAGAUCAUCAAGAGCGUGCCUCUCAAGAAGAUGGUCGACAGAAUCCGCAAAUUCCAAGUCCUGAACAACGAGAUCUUCGCCAUUCUCAACAAGUACCUGAAGUCUGGGGACGGGGAGAACAUGCCGGUGGAGCACGUGCGGUGCUUCCAGCCGCCCAUCCAUCAGUCGCUGGCCAGCAGCUGAGCGGCCGCAGCAGAGUUAGCAUUAGCAGAAUUUACUCUUUGUUUCCUCGAGUAGGUCUUCAGUACCGCAGGACCAUUAAAUGUAAGACGUUGGGCCACUUUUUUUGUCAGUUUGUCUUUUUUUGUAUUCACUUGUGCCUUAUUGGAGGAGAACAGUAUCUUCCCCUUUGGAUCAACUAUUCCUUGUUUUGUACUUGCAGAAAAGCAUAAAAAUCAGGGAGGGGGGGGUGAGUUUUAUCAGAUGCAUUUAAGGGGUUUGCAGUGGUGUAAUAUUGAGGGUGAAUAGCAGCCUUAUUUUAAGAGAAAUGAGUGAAAUUUUGUAUUUUCUACCUUAAUAAACGUGCAUGCAAAACAUCCUAAAGGAAAUGAGAAUGUAACAAAGCUCAAUCUUGUGUUAAGCAUUUAUUCACUGUGCCUUGUGUUCGCAAAAUGUUUUAAUCAUUUUAAUUCAAUAAAUAUGUAACAAAUCUG